UGUAUAAAUAAAUUUGAGUAGGUCAUCCCUGAUAAUAGGCAAUAAAUUUACAUGUCAAUCAUGAGCGCAAUGAUCGGUCAAUUUUUGAAGAGCAACAAGCUAAACUACAAAAGAUUCAGGAGCUUACGAAUAUGUUAAAGGACACUGAUAAAAACUUAACAAUAUGCGAGGAAAUACUGAUAACUUACUUGAGGAAACGAUUGAAGAUAUAAAUGGCGUCGAAUGCAGGAACUAUUCGUUUUCAAAUUCGGCCAAAGUAGAAAAAAUCUCUCCUACGAGAAGCAUUGAAAAUAACAAGGAAAAUCUGACUAAAGUGGAAAAAUAUCGAGACAAACGUGCAUUGGGUUUAAUUUUGUCAGGCUUAGCUCAGAUCUUUGGAUACACUCCAACUCCAAUACAAUUGGCCACACUUCCAAAUCCAGUUAAAUCUGACAAUAAUCCCGGUGCAUCUGGGAACAAUCAAAGUUCUUUUAUGCCACCGAUGAUGCUACCUUUAAAUUUGCCUAAUCAAGUUGCCUUACGUUCUUCCACUCAGGCAGCAAUGCCAAUUUCGACAACAACGGCACAACCCAGACCAAAAGAAACUAUCAGAUUUACCGGUGUUGUCAAUUUUGGUAAUAGAUCCGACGUGGUUGGACAUUUGCAACAAUACGAAAGAAUAUUUCACGGUAGUCAAACAACAAAUCCUCCUGCAUCAUCGUCAUCAACAUCAUCAUCGAUUCCUAUACUUUCAUCGACAACCCCAUCAUCUUUUAGUACAAUGUCAUCGUUUGAUGUAAGAGAAUCAUUGAAAUAUAGGCCACCUUUGUUAUCUCCAUACUUGGUCAAAAUCCCUUUACCGAUCGCACCUAAUCUUCCACCUCCGAUAUCACCGACAACGAAGAUUAAUUUUUCUAUUAAAAAUACGAACAUACCGCGUAGGAAGGAACAAGAAAUUGUUUAUAGAAAGAAUGAGAAUAUAGAAAAUUAUAACGUGGAAAAUAAAAAGAUACAAAGUGAGAAGGAUGUAGCUAUACCGGAAAAUAAAUUUCAACAUAACAUUUAUAUCGGCGAACCUUAUUGGAAAAAGUUGCACGAGGAAAGAAUAACUCAGUUGGAACGUAAACAGCAAGAAUGUGCUGAGAAAUUAAAGGAACGAGAGAAAGAACGAAAUCAUAUUUAUCGCAAUGAGAAUGAUUCUAAACAGAGAGUAAUAGGAAGAGAGAGAGAACGAAAUCAUGAUUAUCAAAAAGAGGAUCAUUCUGGACAAAAGGAAGGAUUGAGGGAUCGUGAAAAUGAUGAUGGUGAUGAUCGUGAACGAGAGUAUUCUUCGAAUAUUAAAGAAGAUGGAACGCAUGGAAAUAAUGAAGACGAAGAGUCUGAAAAUUCACGCGAACCAUACGAAGAACAACAUCCAGGCUAUCCAAGGGAAGGUCCUACGAAUGAAAAGCAAAAAAAUAUCGAAGAUUAUGACGAUUACGACGAAGAUGAUUCUUAUAAAAAUGACGAACGAAAAGAAAAUUUAAAAGAACCGGGCACGAAAGUUUACGAUAAUAAUUAUACCAAUGUGAAUUACGAUAAACCAUUACCGAUAAGUGAUUAUUAUGAAAAAGAGAGACCACCCCAACAGCUUCGUGAUAGUUACGGUGAAAUUGUAGACAAUCGUGCUUUGGUCGACGAGAGGAUCGCUAAUUAUUACGGCGAUGUUAAGAAUCAACAAACUAUACCUCAGGAUUCUCCAAACAUUUCUGAUUUUAUCGAGGAAUCUGAAGAGAAGUACGAGGGAAGGCCCGAAUCUAAAAAUGAUAAGCAAAUUAACGAAGAUCUAUAUAAAAAGCUCAGAGAGGAAUAUGCGAUUAUACCAUUAGAAAAUAAAUACGAAGAGUAUAAUUUAGAAAAUAACGAUCAAUCGGAAAAAGAUAUUAAAAAUGAAUCGGAAAAUCCGAAAUACGAGAAUGAUUCAACUUCGAAUAAAAAUGACCCAAUUCAAAAUAGCGAAUCAACUCCAUUCGUAGAUAAGACUAAUUCUAACGAAUUGAAAAUUAAGAAGGUAAGUAACAUUCGUAAUAAUGUCAUUCCGAUAAAAAAUAAAUCAUUUAACGAAUUUGCUUUCGUUAAAAACUCGCCAUACAUUUUACCAAUUCGAUAUGUUUACGGACCAGACGAACUUGAAGAAGCUAAAACGCGUCGUUUCCAUUCCGAAAAAGUCACGAAAGAAGAAGAUCAUUCUAGUAACAUCGACGCAAGGAGUACAACCGAUGAGAAAAAAUCACAAAAAAAGAAAUUGAAUGCCGAGGACCUAACUCCUAAAAUAGGUCUUCCAGAAAGAUUAACUGAGAAAAAAUUGCACGAAGGGGAGAGGAAAGAACUUCAAAUUUGGCCUGCACCAUUUGACUUUGUUUUUGAUAGUACCGAACAAACAAACGUGCUCGUUCCUGUGAUUAUGAAAGAAAAAUCAAGAGAAAAUAUAUAUCAUUCACCUGUUAUUCCUACUCGUACAAUGAUCUAUGAACAAAAUCCGAAUACUUUAAGAUACCUUGCACCAUUUGUACCAAUGCACUAUAGGACCCAUCAGCAGCCUACAUUUUAUCUUAAUAAAAGAUUUAUAUCGUAAAAAAAGAAAUUCUAAAUCAUCAAUCAGAUUUAUAAUAAUUUAGAAGAAAGAAGAAAUAUAUUACAAUAUAAUUAAUAUAAUAAUUUUAUGUUCUUUGAUCACUCACGAUAUGUUAUGUUGUAUAGAUUGUUUAAAUAAAUCUAAAUUGUUAUUAUAAACGUAAUAUUAUUAUUAACAUUGUUCCUUCCCUCGAAACAUAAUAUACAUAUAAUUAUAUAUAAUUCGUCGUUUGUUCCUAUUAAUAA
Vespa crabro (European hornet) is the source of this 2838-nucleotide messenger RNA. RefSeq lists its product as uncharacterized. The record is from RefSeq and is a predicted model, not a curated record. NCBI's taxonomy places the organism in Eukaryota, Metazoa, Arthropoda, Insecta, Hymenoptera, Vespidae. Bases 164 to 2593 code for a protein of 809 amino acids. The transcript has 4 exons.